UCAGUGAAAGCUGCUCUUCUGUCACUCGUCACUCGCUGGCUGGCUGGCUGUGGGAGGAGCCCGCCGGAGAAAGCCGUGUGCCUGGGAUGCCGAGAGCCAGAGAAAGGAUCUGCUCCGAGUGGGGACGUUGCUGAGGAUCCCCGCUGCCCGAGGCAGCUAAAAACAGGCGAUUUGUCUCGGCUGGCUGCAGAUUCCCGGAGGCACAAAGAGACCCAGGCCACCCGGAGGGACCGACGGACAGACAGAUGGUCAGCGAGACCCGGAGAGGACGCGCGGCGCAGGCUGAGCUCCGGAGCCCGGGGAGAGAAAGUAACUGCACGCCCAAGUUGCCCGCCGGCUUCCCCUCGCCGCGCUGAGGAAUGAGACCUUUCCAGCUCGACCUGCUCUUCGUCUGCUUCUUCCUUUUCAGUCAAGAGCUGGGCCUCCAGAAGAGAGGAUGCUGCCUGGUGCUGGGUUACAUGGCCAAAGACAAGUUUCGGAGGAUGAAUGAAGGCCAAGUCUACUCCUUCAGCCAGCAGCCCCAGGACCAGGUGGUGGUGUCUGGACAGCCUGUCACGCUGCUGUGUGCCAUUCCCGAAUAUGACGGCUUUGUUCUGUGGAUCAAAGAUGGCUUGGCUCUGGGCGUGGGCAGGGACCUCUCAAGCUACCCACAGUACCUGGUGGUGGGGAACCACCUGUCCGGAGAGCACCACCUGAAGAUUCUGAGGGCAGAGCUGCAGGAUGACGCUGUGUACGAGUGCCAGGCCAUCCAGGCUGCCAUCCGCUCCCGCCCUGCCCGCCUGACGGUCCUGGUGCCACCCGAUGACCCCAUCAUCCUUGGGGGGCCAGUGAUCAGCCUGCGGGCAGGGGACCCCCUCAACCUCACCUGCCAUGCAGACAAUGCCAAGCCCGCGGCCUCCAUCAUCUGGCUGCGAAAGGGAGAAGUCAUCAAUGGAGCCACCUACUCCAAGACCCUGCUCCGGGAUGGCAAGCGUGAGAGCAUCAUCAGCACCCUCUUCAUCUCCCCUGGCGACGUGGAGAACGGCCAGAGCAUCGUGUGCCGUGCCACCAACAAAGCCAUCCCUGGUGGGAAGGAGACCUCAGUCACCAUUGACAUCCAGCACCCCCCACUUGUCAACCUGUCGGUGGAACCACAGCCAGUGCUGGAGGACAAUGUCGUCACCUUCCACUGCUCUGCAAAGGCCAACCCAGCUGUCACCCAGUACAGGUGGGCCAAACGAGGCCAGAUCAUCAAAGAGGCAUCUGGAGAAGUGUACAGGACCACUGUGGACCACACAUACUUCUCAGAGCCUGUCUCUUGCGAGGUGACCAAUGCCCUGGGCAGCACCAACCUCAGCCGUACAGUUGACGUCUACUUUGGGCCCCGGAUGAGCACAGAGCCCCAAUCUCUGCUAGUGGAUCUGGGCUCUGAUGCUGUCUUCAGCUGCGCCUGGACCGGCAACCCCUCCCUGACCAUCGUCUGGAUGAAGCGGGGCUCCGGGGUGGUCCUGAGCAAUGAAAAGACCCUGACCCUCAAAUCCGUCCGCCAGGAGGAUGCUGGCAAAUAUGUGUGCCGGGCUGUGGUGCCCCGCGUGGGAGCCGGGGAGCGAGAGGUGACCCUAACUGUCAACGGACCCCCCAUCAUCUCCAGCACCCAGACCCAGCACGCCCUGCACGGCGAAAAAGGGCAGAUCAAGUGCUUCAUCCGGAGCACGCCGCCGCCCGACCGCAUCGCCUGGUCCUGGAAGGAGAAUGUGCUGGAAUCAGGGACGUCGGGGCGCUACACCGUGGAGACCAUCAGCACCGAGGAGGGCGUCAUCUCCACGCUGACCAUCAGCAACAUCGUGCGCGCCGAUUUCCAGACCAUCUAUAACUGCACCGCCUGGAACAGCUUUGGCUCUGACACUGAGAUCAUCCGGCUCAAGGAGCAAGGUUCAGAAAUGAAGUCGGGAGCCGGGCUGGAAGCAGAGUCUGUGCCGAUGGCCGUCAUCAUUGGGGUGGCCGUAGGAGCUGGCGUGGCCUUCCUCGUCCUUAUGGCAACCAUUGUGGCUUUCUGCUGUGCCCGUUCCCAGAGAAAUCUCAAAGGCGUUGUUUCAGCCAAAAACGACAUCCGAGUGGAAAUCGUCCACAAGGAGCCUUCCUCUGGCCUGGAGGCCGAGGAGCACCCCACCAUCAAGCAGCUGAUGAUGGACCGGGGUGAAUUCCAACAAGACUCGGUACUGAAGCAGCUGGAGGUCCUCAAGGAAGAGGAGAAAGAGUUUCAGAACUUGAAGGAUCCUACCAAUGGCUACUACAGCGUCAACACCUUCAAAGAGCACCACUCCACCCCCACCAUCUCGCUGUCCAGCUGUCAGCCGGACCUGCGUCCGGCGGGCAAGCAGCGCGUGCCCACAGGCAUGUCCUUCACCAAUAUCUACAGCACCCUGAGCGGCCAGGGCCGCCUCUACGACUACGGGCAGAGGUUCGUGCUGGGCAUGGGCAGCUCGUCCAUCGAGCUCUGCGAGCGGGAGUUCCAGAGAGGCUCCCUCAGCGACAGCAGCUCCUUUCUGGACACGCAGUGUGACAGCAGCGUCAGCAGCAGCGGCAAGCAGGAUGGCUACGUGCAGUUCGACAAGGCCAGCAAAGCCUCCGCCUCCUCCUCCCACCACUCGCAGUCCUCCUCCCAGAACUCCGACCCCAGCCGGCCCCUGCAGCGGCGGAUGCAGACUCACGUCUGAGGGUCACACCUUCAGGUGGGGACAGCCAGGAAGAGGGCAGAGCACUGCUCUGCUGCUCCAGGGACCAGGGGCACUUUGCAGAGGAUCCCAGAACUCGCCACCUCCAGGACAGCCUCCCAGGCCUCUGCCACCACCUUCCUCCGAAGCUCUAAUCAAGCACAAAUCUGGGUCUGCAGCUGCAGUGUGCCAGAGGUGGGCAGGCAGGGAGUGAACACAGGAUGCAGCUGAUUGAGCGACUUGGUGCCGGGAGCCCUCUUCUCUGCCCCUUCUUGGAGGCCCCUCUUCACCUGCUCCUCCCACAGCACAAGUGGCAGCUAUAACUUUGCUUCCGUGAAACUGCCAGCCACUCUCAGUUCACAGGCUCUACACCUUGCCGUUAGUAAGCACGGCCCUGUGCCCCUGCCCAGCCCUGGGUGGGGUAGGUGGUCCUUCCCAGCACUGAGCUGCCCCACAGCCUGGGCUCCCCGCUGCUCACAGGCAUACCUUGGGGCUGAGAAGCCAGAAAUGGCCCUGACCAAAGGGGCAUUUUUCUGACCUGGCUAGCUGGAGCCCACCCCCAAUUCGUUUGGUGUUUGUGUCUAUACUCUUGCAGUUCUGUCCUUAGACUCGAUACUCUGAACUCAAGGUGGGACUGACCCAGCUGGGGCCUGGAGCAUUGGGAGGGGAGGAGGGAAGGGGGGAGAGUGUGAGUGCCUGGGGAUACCCUGCCCAUGCCCCCCAACUUGUGUGGCUCACAGCCUCCUCACCCGCCUUCCAGCUUUGUGUACUCCCCUUCGCUCCUCAGCGCACAGGGUUAGUGUAAGAAGUGCCAGAGUCUCUCUGUCAGCGUUCUCUGAAGUCAUGAAGAGAGUGUUUCCUGGGAGGUAUUUGCUUUGAGGGCCCUGGAGGUCAGGUCUAUAAGAUGGCCAGACCGACACAAGGACAGAGAAUCCUGCCUUCAGGAUGACUCCAGGCAGACAGGAGAGGUAUCUACACCUCACCCCUCCUACUCACCACCUGAGAAUAAACGAUAGGGGCA
This is a messenger RNA of Otolemur garnettii (small-eared galago), 3714 nucleotides long. RefSeq names its product kirre like nephrin family adhesion molecule 3 (gene KIRREL3). Gene Ontology annotation, molecular function: cell adhesion molecule binding. Bases 360 to 2696 code for a protein of 778 amino acids. NCBI's taxonomy places the organism in Eukaryota, Metazoa, Chordata, Mammalia, Primates, Galagidae. The transcript has 17 exons. Gene Ontology annotation, biological process: cell-cell adhesion; synapse assembly. Gene Ontology annotation, cellular component: cell-cell junction. The record is from RefSeq and is a predicted model, not a curated record.